Bursaphelenchus xylophilus (pine wood nematode) is the source of this 4155-nucleotide messenger RNA. NCBI's taxonomy places the organism in Eukaryota, Metazoa, Nematoda, Chromadorea, Rhabditida, Aphelenchoididae. The record is from the annotation of a GenBank genome assembly.
AUGAAAAAGGUUGGUUGUAUAGUGUUGUUAUAACGGUUGUGUAUAUCCGUUCAGCUUAUGCGCUGCCUUUGUUUGGGAGCCCCACGAUGUGGAAAGACGAGUAUGCUGCUGACUUUGAAUAUGACCGAGAACAUCCUUUCCCGUCCUUACAUCCCGACAAUUGAAGAUACGUAUCUUAUACAGACCGGACUCGAUACCGCCGAAAAACCUCUCGAACAUGUAACUUUUUAUGACACGGCUGGGAUUACGAAGGAUAACAUGGAGUUAAAGAGGUCGUUGGUUCAAAUAACAGAUUGGUUUGUAUUGGUUUUCUCUCUUUUAAAUUAUGAAUCAUUUGAAGUGGUAGAUUCCUUAAAGAAGUACCUGGAUAAAAAUGUGCUUAAAGAAAAGAAAGAUGUGAGUUGUAACGCUAGAAAAGUAUGAGUAUUUAGUCUCAAAUAGUUCUCAUUGGGACAAUGGCAGAUGCAGAUGCGAAGCGAAUCAACUCGGAAACGAUACAGCAAUGGGCUACGCGUGAAAAGGGUGAGUUUAUCUCCAAUUUUUACAUGGCCUACCCUUUAUCUGGGGCAGCUUUCAUUUGGGGGAGAUCGGGUAAAGAUCAAAUUCAUAGCCAUGAUGCAAAAUUUUUUGACAAGUGUCGGCUGCCCGCAAAUGUCGCAUGCUGCCAGCAAAGUGGUUUCCUGCAAAUGUCGCGGCGCCCGUAUAUGGUUAGCCCAAAAGGUAGAUUGGCUAGUCAAUGUUUGGCCGGGCUUCGUUACCCAGAAGCAAAAAGCUCAGCCCGGUUGCAAUAUCUGGAUCUGCCCAAAAUGAAAAGUUGCGAUUGAUGUUUAUAAAUUUAGUUCGGUACUUUGAAAUAUGCACAGCAGACCGUGCUUCCAUUGUUGAAGUUGUACAUUACAUGGUGGGAAGGCAGUUUCAUGCUCCGCGUAAGUUUCAUGUUUUAUUCUUGCUAUUUAUUUUUCCGAUAGUAUCAAAUAUCAAAACAGUCUUUGUACUAGUCGCGACACGAAGUCCCGACACUUUUGCAUAGUGCGGUUUCUUUUUUCUUUCGGACCUAAGAACGUUGUAGGUCGUUCUGAAAAAUUUUGAAAGCCCCAUCGAAAGAGACCCCCAACCGGGAAAUAGUGGGUAGUAAGGUAACCAAUUCCGAGGAUUUCGAAAAUGACAUCCAUUUUUUCUGUGUUUACUUUUUUCUUAGUUAGUACUGUUAAUAGUAAUUUUUAAAUUUUUUUCUCGAAAUACUCGAUUUAGGGGUUUUCUAGGGUGCUGAUUUCGAAAAUCUUAUUCAUUUUUUCUGAUUUGAAAGCAACACCAUCGAAAACCCCCAAAUCGAGUAUUCGUGAAAAAAUUCAAAAAAUUACUACUAUACUUAGUCGCGCCAUAAAGUCCUGACACAUUUGUCGCCGGUGUCACAAAAAAGCUUUAAUUUCCAUGAUUGACAACGAAAGUUCACAAAAAAGGGGGAGGGAGGAGGAGCCGACAGAGAGACGCAGAAAUUUUUACAAAGAGAGAAAUUGCGCAACUUUUAACUUUGGACUAAAUCCGCAGGGUUCGGAUGGACUAGCGCGCUGAAAUUUAUAAAGCGCUUCCCAUAUAUGGGAGGUGCUUUAUAAAUUUCAGCGCACUUGUCUGUUCGACCCCUGCGGAUUUCGUCCAAAGCUAACUUUGGACGAAAUUCGCUCAAUCUCGUCCUAAGAGUGGACGAAAUUUUUUUUUGUCUGGACGAAAUCAAAAAAUCCACCCACUUGACGAAUUUUUCAAAAUUUCGGGCCUCAAAUGGACCAAGUCCAUUUGGGACCCCUCUCCUUGGAUAAAUUGAAUUUAUCCUACCCUUGGACUAAUCACAUGGACUUGAACUGAAUUUGCUGUUUUCGAUCCAAAGUUAACUUUGGACUAAAUCCGCCAUUUUUAGUCCAAAAUAGUAAUAUUCUGGGAUUUGAAGUCACACCCCGUAUUUUUACAUUUUAAGGUUACUGUUGAGAUUUUUGGGGCGGAGGGGUGGAAAAAAGUGGUAAGGGGGGACCAAGGACAAAUUUUUGCUAUAAGAAACGAAAUGUUUUACAGAACUGCCAGUUCAGGCAUUUUCUUAUAUUGUACUAGGUAUUUUAAAGAGUCAUUGGCCGAAUUCAGCUUGUUCUCAAGACGAAACCGUCUAUUUGAACAUACCGAUUUAUUUUUGACAUCCUAAAUGUGCUUUAGCAUGUCAAAGUAGCCAAUGUUAGCGCAAACUCAAGAAAAAAAAACCAACUGCCAGUAAGGGGCCGACAAGAAACAAAAAUCAACGAUGUAAAGCAUCGUUGACUCCGCGCAAAUAGGUAAAACACGUGAAGACUGUAAAAUACAGCCGUGGUCAUAAUUAUAAGCCAGAAAAAAACAUUACCCAUGAAGAAAACUUAUUUGUGACGAAAAAUUUAUUUUUCUCGCCGCCAAAAAAAUUCAGAAAAUGCAUCAUCCAAACUUCAUAGUUUGGAUGAGCGAAAGUUUUGAACCUGGUGUCUUUUUCAGAGUACACUAGGGAGUGCUGGUAGUCAUUUACAACCGUUUUUAAUAGACUGCCGCGUUUUAAACGGGUGUCAUCCUGACAUAUUUUCGGGACUACGCUAGGCUCCGCAAUUUGCGCCCUGUGAUUUGACAGAUUUCACUGUCAAAAUUUUUUGUUACCAAGUUUUUCUUCAUGUAUUUCUUUGUUCUCCUGGCUUUUAACUUGAUUACGGCUGUAUUUUACAGUCUUCACGUGUUUUUUUAGCUAUAUGCGCGGAGUCAACGAUGUUUUACAUCGUUAAUUUUUGUUUCUUGUCGGCCCCUUACUCGCAGUUGGUUUUUUUCUAGAGUACAUUGGCUGUUUUGACAUCCUAAAGAACAUUUAGGAUGUCAAAAAUAAAUCAGUAUGAUCAAAUAGACGGUUUCGUCUUGAGAACUAGCUGAAUUCAACCAAUAACUCGUAAAAAUACCUAGUACAAUAUACUAAAAUGCCUGAACUGGCAGCUCUGUAAAAGAUUUCGCUUCUUACAGCAAAAAUUUGGCCUCGGUCCCCUUUUACCACUUUUUUGCACCCCCUCCGCCCCAAAAAAUCUGUAUAAUACCUAGUACAAUAUAAUAAAUAGGAUGCACAGGCAGUCCUGUAAAAAUUUCGCUUCCUAGAGGAAAAAUUUGUUCUUGGUCCCCCCUCACCACUUUUUUCCACCCCCUCCGCCCCAAAAAAUAUGUAUAAUACCUAGUACAACAUACACAGAUUUCAAAAGUCAAAUUUUGAUCUUCCAACCAAAAAUGUAAAAAAAUCCAAACUUUGGACUUAGUCCACGGAGUGGACUUCGUCUAUCUAGAUGGACGAAAAAGCAAAAGUCCACGGGAACAAAUUUGCCUGGACUAAUACCGGCAGAUUUAGUCCACACUUUGGAUCCGGCAAAAAGUCCAUGAAAUUUUUGGACGAGAUUGGGCGAAUUUCGUCCAAAGUUAACUUUGGACGAAAUCCGCAGGGGUCGAACAGACAAGUGCGCUGAAAUUUAUAAAGCACCUCCCAUAUAUAUAUACCCCUAGUGCAACGCUCAGAUUUUGUUUAAAUUUUGCACACGGGCGGGACAUAGGCCUUAUUUCCUGAAAGUUUUAGGUCGCGCCUUUGAGGGGCGGCCAAAAUACUCAACCAUCUUUUGCAUCCAAGAGGGUACGAGAGUGGUCACACAAAAUAUUGGGGACAAAAACGGCCUGGGGACAAAACCGGCGUGGGGAAAAACCGGGCCAAUCACGACCGGUUUCCAUAGCACAGCGGAGCAGUGUUUCGGUGGCCUAGUGGGGUAAGACGGUAGAGGUGAACCAGAUCUUUUAUUAGACAUGUGAAAAGUAUUUCAAUCUUGUUAGCCUCUCAGAAGCGAACGGUCGUGAAAUCCAACUGGCCGUUGGAUUUCAAUCUAGGGUGUAGAGCAAAAAAUAGCAGCUAAUAAAAUGUGAUCCGAGACCAGUUUUUACACUCUUUAAAAUGGUUUAUGUCUCCAGAAAAACCAGGAUGCGUGGUUUUACCGAUCCCUCCUACCCUUAAAACUCAAACUUAGCGCAGCCAUCAAGCAUUAUGGAUAUAUUUUUUCAGGAGAACCAAAGUUUUCCUUGUCAAAGAAAUUAAAGCCGGAUAGAUCGAAUGCCCAGAUUUUGAUGGAUUUCUAA